Messenger RNA from Ostrea edulis (European flat oyster), 3203 nucleotides. RefSeq names its product deleted in malignant brain tumors 1 protein-like. The transcript has 9 exons. The coding region runs from base 326 to 2590 and encodes 754 amino acids. Gene Ontology annotation, cellular component: membrane. The record is from RefSeq and is a predicted model, not a curated record. NCBI's taxonomy places the organism in Eukaryota, Metazoa, Mollusca, Bivalvia, Ostreida, Ostreidae.
UAACAAGCUUGUUCAGUUCGUUCAAGUCAUAUAAAUUAGGAUCGGGCUCGGUGACAUGUUCGAUGUCGCGUGCUGUUGUUUACGUCCGUAACUAAGGUAUCUAUAAGGGACAUAUUAAAGAAGACGUAUAUUCUGCGUGGUAUUUGGAUAGUUUGAUGUUUCAGUGAGGACAUUUAAUUGCAUUUUAUGACGUGGAUAUUAAAACUGUAUACACCGCCUAGUUUUCUGCGCAUGUGUUGUUAUUGUUGACAAACGAAGAUUACAUUCACGGGUACUGAUCGAGUUCACAUCUUUGAUGUCGUGAUUUCGCUAAGAGACGACCGUAAUGUCAGCAGCGGAGAAAGGAUUAGUCCUACUAGUGUUCGUGUUUCCCUUGAUUUCAGGGCAGAUCAACAUCCGGUUGAGUGGUACCGGAGCUACAGCUAACCAGGGGCGGGUAGAGGUGUUGUACAACAAUACCUGGGGGACCGUGUGUGAUGAUCAGUUUGAUACAGCGGACGCCUUGGUAGUGUGUAGGAUGCUGGGUUUUACAGAUGGUGGAACAGCAAUAACGAAUGGAACAUUCGGCCCAGGAGUAGGACGGAUAUGGAUGGAUGAUUUGAACUGUGACGGGACAGAACAGUCAAUCGACAUAUGUCAGUUCUCAGGAUGGGGCAACACUAAUUGCGGUCACAAUGAAGACGUGGGGGUGCAGUGUCGCACAUCCGGUGUGACUGCAGCGCCGACAGGACAACCAACCACACGUGCUCCGGCUACUGUCCAGCCAAACAACUGCACAGCAACUGCUGCUCCAACUGCCCCACAACAAUGGGACGUGCGGAUUGUAGGCCCUACGGAUCAGAGAGGACUGGGCUUUGUAGAGAUUUACUACAACAACCAAUGGAGCGCCAUCUGUGAUGAUCGCUGGGGUACAUCCGAUGCUCAAGUGAUCUGUAGGAUGCUAUGUUUUGACCCUGUAGAUGCUCGUGCCGGUUCCCCUAUUGAAAUUAAUUACGUCCGUCCUAACGUCAGCUCGACGUACGCCUUGGAUGACGUAGAAUGCCAGGGUACAGAAAACAGAAUCCAGGAUUGUACUUAUAAGACUGGCGCCCAGAUUGACUGCAGUGGGUCGGACGAAUAUGCCAGUGUAGCCUGUACCAAAUUAGACAACUCCCCACCCAUCCCCCCGAUCCCGACCCUAGAAUGUACUAACGGAGAGAUGAAGGCUUUGUUUAGUCGUGAGAACGAUAAGAACUUAGAAGAGAAGUUCCUGUCGCUGUUUGUCCCGCCCACUGGUGUGUGUAACCUCGUCAAGUCGACGGAUGUCAACUUCGUGUCCAUUAGUAUCCCAUUUGGUGAAUGCGGCACCAUCGUCACGAAAAAUGAUUCACAUAUAAUCUACACCAAUGUUAUUCGCUAUGAUUACACAUCGACUGAGGGGAACGUCUACAGAGUAAACACCUACCGAGUGGAAGUCUCGUGUGAGUUCCCUCGAGAGUUGGAUACAGACCAAGGAAUGAUACCGCAGACAGAAAGAGUGACACAGAAAGCACCUGGAGUAUUUAAUAUCAAAAUGGACUUCUUUCAGAACAACUCGUUUAACAAUCCUAUAGCGGAUUUUCCAUUAAACCUGACUCUGGGAGAAUGGCUCAACGUCGCCAUAACAUUAGAAAGCAUUGAUUCUAACCUUAAACUCGUUGUUCCCGACUGCGUCGCGACACCGACUACUGCUGAAACGGAUCCCACUAAUUACCCACUGUUUGAAAACAAAUGUCAAAAUGACCCAACGCUUGGAUUCUUUCCCUUGAAUUCGUCUUCUUUCGGCUAUCGUUACCAGACAUUUAAAUUCGUCAACUUUGACCAGGUAUUCCUACAUUGCAAAGCUUUCGUGUGUCUGCUGUCAGAGAAAGAUGCCGAAUGUGACAGGAGCUGCAAUUCAACGACGACUGCUACAACCACAGCUUCCGGACGCAGACGACGAGCAGCCAUAUCGAGGCCAACAUACUCGAAACAAAUCUACCACAUUUCCGGUCCAGCCAUGAGUUUUUAUAGAAAAGAUACUGAUAAUACAAUUAUAAGACAAUGGAAUAUUACUGCCGGUCCGCAAACAACACUAGUUACGACAAGCAGCUUAAAACCUACUCAUUCAAAAGCACAACCAUCUACCCAAGGAACACAAAUGCCAAAGACAACAACAAAAGCUAGGCCACCUGCAAUAACAACAAAAGUGUCUACAACUAAAGCAGCAAAGACAACAACAACAACAACACAUAAACCAGGGACAACAAAGCAAACAACAAAACCGACAACCGCUAGAGUGGCAGAGGCAGCAACAACGAAGCCACCAGAGACCACAACAAAGCCAAAUUACACACCCGAUGUUAAAGCUGGGAAAGUCACAAAUGCCCCAACAACACGUGCACACAGUGCUGCCAAAACAACACCGAAAGCGAAGCCUAUCAUGAACAAAAACAAGUUCGCUGACUAUCCGAUAUCUGGGAAAUUAUCGGGAACUAGUAAUAAGCUUUCUAAUUCUUGCCCAAAGCAUUUUGACAUUUUACAUUUUAUUUUAUAUCAGUUUAUAUUAUUGUUUGUAUUCUAUCUUUUGUAGAUUGUUAUAUUUGAUAGAGGUACUUUUUUUUUUAGAUAUACAUGUAUCUAUAUAGACUGUUACGUUUGAAAUUGCUCAAUUUGAUCGAUGGUACUUAAAUUGUGUAAAUAAAUGACCCUUUCUAUUCCCGUCUCUCCUAAGCUGGAUUUGAUUUCAGUUAAGAUUUACCACAAUUACGUCACAUCUGCCGCGCGUCAUCACAUGCUGCUUUGGUCCCCUUUUGCACAAGAAUGUUUGUGGACUCUAUUAAACAUGCACACGUAUUAGCCGUCAUUGUUUGCCAUGGUUUUUUUUAUCCCGUGUUGAUUGAAAUAACAAUCUUGUUCUGAAUCUCUUUAAUGUAAAACUAAAUUCAUCCGUAAUUUUAAAAUGAUCCAGUUUCUUUUUUUACUUUCAAACUACAUGCAUUAGACAAAUUGCUUCAGUAAUGAAUACAUAGAUAAAUUGAAGACCUUGAAAUAGAGAGUAAGAGUUGCAUGUUCUUAUCUAGCUGUGAAGGCUGGAUGGGUUUGGGUUAGGACUUGUAUGUCUCUUGUAUUUACUCUGUUUCAACUUCAUUGUUCAAUCAUGCAGUACAAUGUACCGAAGAAUAAAUGAUGUUUUAAGAAAUCUA